Fusarium oxysporum Fo47 is the source of this 1438-nucleotide messenger RNA. RefSeq names its product leucine carboxy methyltransferase. The record is from RefSeq and is a predicted model, not a curated record. Lineage: Eukaryota; Fungi; Ascomycota; Sordariomycetes; Hypocreales; Nectriaceae. The coding region runs from base 248 to 1375 and encodes 375 amino acids. The transcript is spliced from 2 exons. Gene Ontology annotation, biological process: C-terminal protein methylation. Gene Ontology annotation, molecular function: protein C-terminal leucine carboxyl O-methyltransferase activity.
GCAUCUAUUUAACUACAAGUCUCUGUUUGCUACUGUCUAUUCAGUUGUCAAUAUGUGAGUUAAAUGAGGUGCAUGCCCCGCAAUCAUGACCUCCCAUUGCUUGCAGGGGCUAUCCGACGUCACUGGCCACAUUCACUGAAAGCCCCUCUAUUCUAUCCAACCUCACCAAGCUCAACUAGCUCGAGCUCCAUCAGCCGGAACAACUAAAGCCGCCAUAACCUCACUCUGGAUAUCCUCAGACUAGAGAAUGCCCGCCCCCGAGAUACCAAACCUUCUAAAUUCUCUCCGCGGUUCUCGAGGAGGGAGAGGCCGUGGUAGAGGCAGAGGAGGUCACGCCUCAUCAGCUGUUACUCACGAUGCUACCAUCCAAGGCACAGAUACUGAUGCUUCGGUGUCGAGGCUGAGCGCUGUUGAUUUGGGGUAUCUUUAUGAUCCGUAUGCUCAGUACUUUGUGCAGAGUGGCGAUGGGCCGGUGGCAAGACGACUUCCUAUAAUCAAUCGAGGAACAUAUACCCGCACCAUCUCUCUGGACACUCUUAUCGAGUCGUUUCUGGACGGCGAUAAAGAUAGUGAACAAGGCUCAGGACCGAAACAGGUUGUAUCUUUGGGCGCUGGUACUGAUACAAGACCGUUUCGACUAUUCUUUUCAGAGUCGCGUCCUGGAUUGGUCUAUCAUGAGCUUGAUUUUGAGGUUGUCACCUCAAAGAAAUUGCGGACUGUACAAGCGACGCCCAAGUUGAGAAAUAUCUUGAAGGAUGCUGCUCAGUUGACUGAACACUCCUGGUCCGCUAAACCGACUGGAUGCGAAUACUACUGCCACGGCCAAGACUUGAGAGGGUUCUCUCAGUCAAAAACACCGAAAGAGGAUGAUGGGACAGAAGCAACAACGAAAGAAAGCCCCGAGAUCUCUCUUCCUGGUCUACGAACCGAUAUCCCAACACUGCUUCUCUCAGAGUGCUGUCUCUGCUAUCUCACCGCCACCGAAGCCUCAGAUGUAAUCAACUUCUUCGGCUCACGGAUACCCAAUCUCGGCACCAUCAUCUACGAACCAAUCCGUCCAGACGACGCCUUUGGCAAGAUGAUGGUGUCGAACCUAGCAGCGCGUCGCAUCCAAAUGCCCACUCUUCAGAUGUACCAUACACCGGAAGACCAACGGGCAAGAAUGAGCAGAGCUGGAUUUGGCAAGGUGUAUCAUAUGACGAUUGAGGAUAUCUGGCAGAAUUGGGUAUCGGCGGAUGAAAAGCGGCGUGUGGAUUCACUGGAGGGGUUGGAUGAGGUUGAGGAGUGGAAGUUAUUGGCGGCGCAUUACAUCGUUGUUUGGGCUUCGAAAGGGGAGGGAUUUGAAAGUUGGGCUAGCGUAAGAGGCUGUACUUGAUUCUAUAGAAUAGGCGAUGUCAUGGACAAUUCUAAGCAUGAUGAAUGCUUCCAAGUUGACUUA